This is a messenger RNA of Diachasmimorpha longicaudata, 2473 nucleotides long. RefSeq names its product cytochrome c oxidase subunit 2-like. The annotation marks the transcript as partial. NCBI's taxonomy places the organism in Eukaryota, Metazoa, Arthropoda, Insecta, Hymenoptera, Braconidae. Gene Ontology annotation, biological process: ATP synthesis coupled electron transport. Gene Ontology annotation, cellular component: membrane. The record is from RefSeq and is a predicted model, not a curated record. Gene Ontology annotation, molecular function: copper ion binding; cytochrome-c oxidase activity. The transcript has a single exon.
AUAAAUUUUCAAGAUUAUAAUUCUUAUAUUAGUUUAUUAAUAAUUGAAUUUCAUGAUUAUGCUUUAAUAAUUUUAUUAAUUAUUAUAUUUUUUAUUAUUUAUAUUUUAAUUUGAUUUAUAUUUAAUAUUUAUAUUAAUAAAAAUAUUUUACAUCAUCAAAUAUUGGAAAUUAUUUGAACAUUAAUUCCUGUUUUUAUUUUAUUUUUUUUAGCUGUUCCUUCUUUAAAAAUUUUAUAUAUAAUUGAAGAAAUGUUAAAUCCUUAUUUAACAAUUAAAAUUAUUGGUCAUCAAUGAUAUUGAAGAUAUGAAUAUUCUGAUUUUUAUACUUUAAUAUUUGAUUCUUUUAUAAUUUCAGAUUAUGUUGAUAAUAGAGUAUUUCGUUUAUUAGAUGUUGAUAAUCGAUUAAUCUUACCUUUUAAUAUAAAUAUUCGAGGUAUUGUUACAUCAGUAGAUGUUAUUCAUUCUUGGGCUAUUCCAAUAAUAGGGGUUAAAGUUGAUGCUAUUCCUGGGCGUAUGAAUCAAUGUAAUAUUUAUAUAAAUCGAUUAGGGGUUUAUUUUGGUCAAUGUUCAGAAAUUUGUGGGUUAAAUCAUAGAUUUAUACCAAUUGUUUUGGAAAGAGUAAAUUUUGAAAUAUUUUUAUUUUGGGUAAAAAAUUUUUAAAACUUAUUAUUUAUAUUAAUAUUUUUAAAUUGACAAUUUAAUGUUAUGAUUUAACUAAAGUUUAUUUAAAUAGUUUAAAAAAAAUAUUAAUUUGUGGUAUUAAAGAUUUAUAAUUAAUUUAAAUUUCAUUAUAUAUCUUAAUUAUAAGAGUUGAAUUUUUAAUUCAAAAAUAAUAAAUUAGUAUUUAUUUUUAAUGAAUUCCACAGAUGUCACCUAUAGAUUGAUUAAUUUUAUCUUUUUUUUUAUUAUUAAUUUAUUUAUUAGGUUUAAUAUAUUUAUAUUUUAUAAUUGAAGUUAAUUUAAAUAAUAAUUAUAUUUUUAAGAAAAAUAAUUUUUUUAUUAAUUGAUAAUGAUAUUAAAUUUAUUUUCUAUUUUUGACCCUCAAGUUUUAUGAAUUUCAAUUAAUUGAGUAUCUAGUUUAUUAAUUAUUUUAUUAAUUCCACAAAUUUAUUGAAUUUAUAAUUCUCGAUUUAGGUACAUAUUUAUGUUAUUUAUAUAUAUAUUGUGGUUAGAAUUUAAAGUUAUUUUGAAAGUUAAAUUUAAUUUAAAUAAUUUAAUUUAUGUAAAUUUGUUAUUUUUUUUUAUUUUAAUUAAUAAUUUUAUAGGGUUAUUUCCUUAUAUUUUUACUAGAUCGAGACAUUUAGUUUAUUCAGUAAUUUUUUCAUUAUCUAUAUGAUUUGGGGUUAUAUUAUUUGGUUGAUUUAAAAAUACAAAAUUUAUAUUAAUUCAUUUAGUUCCUCAAGGUACUCCAUUUUUAUUAAUAUUUUUUAUAGUAUUUAUUGAAUUAUUAAGAAGAAUUAUUCGUCCUUUAACUUUAUCUGUUCGUUUUAGCGGCUAAUAUAAUUGCUGGUCAUUUAUUGUUAGUUUUAUUAAGAAGAUUUGUACCUAGUAGAUUUAUAAUAUAUUUAAUAGUUUUAUUUGUUCAAAUAUUAUUAUUAUUAUUAGAAACUGGAGUUUCAAUUAUUCAAUCUUAUGUUUUUGUUAUUUUAAUAAUUUUAUAUUUAAAAGAAACUAAUUAAUUAAUGAAUAAAUUUUUUCAUCCGUAUCAUUUAGUUACUGAGAGUCCUUGACCUUUAAUAGGUUCUUUAUCUUUAAUAAUUUUUAUAAUUGGUGUUGUAAAAUGAUUUAAUGAAUUUAAUAAUAAUUUAUUAUUAAUUGGUAGUUUAAGAUUAUUAUUUAUUUUAAUUCAAUGGUGACGUGAUGUAAUUCGUGAAAGAACUUUACAAGGUAAUCAUACUUUAAAGGUUUUAAAAAGAAUUCAAAUUGGUAUAAUUUUGUUUAUUUUAUCUGAAGUUAUAUUUUUUACAUCUUUUUUUUGGAGAUAUUUUCAUAUAUUUUUAUCUCCUAGUAUUGAAUUAGGUAAUAAUUGACCUCCUAAAGAAAUUUUAGUUUUUAAUCCUUAUAAUAUUCCUUUAUUAAAUACUUUAAUUUUAUUAAGGUCUGGGGCAAGAAUUACUUGAUGUCAUAAUUUAAUUUAUCAAGGGUUUGAUUGAAAAGGGUGUCAAGAAUCAAUUAAUUUGACUAUUUUAUUAGGGGGGUUAUUUAUUAUAUUUCAAUAUAAAGAAUAUUCUGAAUCAUUUUUUUCUAUUUCUGAUUCAAUCUAUGGUUCUGUUUUUUUUAUAAUAACUGGUUUUCAUGGGUUACAUGUAAUUAUUGGUGUUUUAUUUAUUAUUAUUUCUAUAAAUCGAUUAUUAAAUUUUCAUUAUUCAAAUUUUCAUCAUUUUGGGUUUGAGGCGGCUUCUUGAUAUUGACAUUUUGUAGAUUUAGUAUGAUUAUUUUUAUAUUUAUUUAUUUAUUGAUUAUCAUUUUAAUA